AUGGUCACACAGGCACGGUCACACAGGCACAGUCCCACAACCAUGGUCACACAACCAGGGUCACACAACCAUGGUCACACAACCAGGGUCACUCAGGCACGGUCACACAGGCACAGUCACACAACCACAGCCAAAAAGGAAUGGUCACACAACCACGGUCACACAACCAUGAUCACUCAGGCACGGUCACUCAGGCAUGGUCACACAACCAGUCACACAACCACAGGCACAGUCACGCAACCCCAGUCACACAACCAUGGUAACACAGGCACUGUCACACAUCCACAGUCACACAGGCACUCAAACAGGACUGUCAAACAGGCACAGUCAUACAACCAAGGUCCCACAGGCACGGUCACACAACCACAGUCACACAACCACACAGCCACUGUCACACAACAACGGUCACACAAACAACCUGUCAAGAAUGACUAA
Dreissena polymorpha is the source of this 435-nucleotide messenger RNA. RefSeq lists its product as uncharacterized. The record is from RefSeq and is a predicted model, not a curated record. Bases 1 to 435 code for a protein of 144 amino acids. The transcript has a single exon. Lineage: Eukaryota; Metazoa; Mollusca; Bivalvia; Myida; Dreissenidae.